This is a messenger RNA of Guillardia theta CCMP2712, 651 nucleotides long. RefSeq lists its product as hypothetical. The coding region runs from base 89 to 514 and encodes 141 amino acids. NCBI's taxonomy places the organism in Eukaryota, Cryptophyceae, Pyrenomonadales, Geminigeraceae. The record is from RefSeq and is a predicted model, not a curated record. The transcript has 2 exons.
AAAAGGAAGAGCAAUAACAGGACCAGAUCUAGACAUCCAUGCACAAGAACAAGUUUCGGAGGGGGGAAACGAAGGAAUCAGCGAGGAAAUGUGGGACGAGCUUUGCAGCUUGGAGGGGCUCGUUGAUCAGAAUGUGAACAAGGAGCAGGAGCAGGAGCAGGAGCAGGAGCAGGAGCAGGAGCAGGGGCAGGAAGACAAGGAGAACAGCAGCAUACACAAACGCAGGAACCAACGUGGUGGCCAUCUUGAACAAAAAAUCUUAUACAAAACAUGUCGCUCACAAGAACCUCAAUGUGAAGUCACAGCAGCAUCAGACGACGGUUUGGAACUCAGGAGGGCUCAGGACGAGGCUAAUUCCUCGAGCAAAAACAACUUACCUCUUCCUGAAAUCCUCGAACGAAUGAACAGAACCUGUGAGAAAGCAUUCUACCAUCUCUCUCAGAUCUCCAAGGCAAGGCUGUCAGGCUCAACAUGGAUCCAGGGGUUGAAGGUAAAGAAGGUGAUCAAGAAGUAACAAGACAUGUCGACGUGAAGGUGGACAACAGCCCUGACGUCCUAGACACAGUCGAAACAUAGGAGAAGAGCAGCAGCUACGGGGCAGGAGGAGGAGGAGGAUAAGUGAAGCUUGUCAAGAAGGUGGCUGUACAUGUU